Desarmillaria tabescens is the source of this 1836-nucleotide messenger RNA. Its product is annotated as MFS general substrate transporter. Gene Ontology annotation, biological process: transmembrane transport. Gene Ontology annotation, molecular function: transmembrane transporter activity. NCBI's taxonomy places the organism in Eukaryota, Fungi, Basidiomycota, Agaricomycetes, Agaricales, Physalacriaceae. Gene Ontology annotation, cellular component: membrane. The record is from RefSeq and is a predicted model, not a curated record. The transcript has 8 exons. The coding region runs from base 178 to 1614 and encodes 478 amino acids.
CCACUUCGAAUAGCCCUAUCAGAUUCUACAAGCGCCGCAUGACACGCUUCUGAAUUCGGUAAUCAAUCAACGGAGGAGUACUUGUGAUAACGAUAACGACUGCAUACAGUACUUAACACCGCUACUUCUAACUCUGGAGUGCCCGCUCAGUUGGUCUUUGCCUCCUCUCCGUUCUCCAUGGCUGAUGCCACGUCAGUCAAGUCUAAAUCCGCUGACGUCGAGUCCAAUGUCUCUAUCGAUGCUGACCUGGCGCGAAAAGUGCUGCGGAAAAUCGAUUGGCGACUCCUCCCAAUCAUGUUCAUCACGUACAACUUCAACUUCAUUGACAAGACUAUUCUUUCCAGUGCAUCAGUGUUCGGCCUCAAAGCUGAUACGGAUCUAGUGGGACAGCAAUACAACUGGGUAUCCAGCGUCUUUUACUUUGGCUACCUCGGCUGGGCUUAUCCUACGACGCAUCUAAUCCAGCGACUUCCCGUCGGCAAGUACGUUUCGAUCAACACAAUAAUAUGGGGCACCCUAGUCGCGCUCACCGCUGCAUGUAAGAACUUUGGUGGUCUCGUUACUGUUCGAUUUCUCUUGGGUGUGGCGGAGGCGACGAUCACACCUGCAUUUGUAUACGUCACAUCGAUGUGGUACACGCGAGACGAGAUCCCGAUCAAAACUGGGGCAUGGUUCGCGGGGAACUCGUUUGGGGGUUUGGUGGCUUCGUUGGCGGCUUAUGGCAUUGGCAGGAUCGAGGAACCGUUAUCUCCAUGGCAGUGGCUGUUUAUCAUUUUUGGUCUCGCUACAGGCUUGUGGGGAGCCAUUAUAUUAUUCAUUCUUCCAGAUUCAAUAGAGUCGUGCGGAUUUUUGAACGAAGAGGAGACGAAAUGCGCACAGGAUAGAGUUAUUUUGGCUGGUAUGGGAAAGGCUUCAAAGGAAACGAGCGAGUGGAAGCGCGAGCAGGUCUUUGAAUGCUUUUUGGAUCCAAAAACUUGGUUCUUCUUCGCCAUAUCUAUAUGCACUCAGAUACCAAACUCCGGUACUCAGAACUUUGGUAAUCUGGUGCUGACGGGCUUCGGGUUUACCAACCUUGAGACAACUCUUGUCGGGUUACCUUCAUCGGUAAUAGCGUUCCUGACAAUUCUUUUAAGUGGCUGGAUCGCAGGCCGCGUUCGUAAUAUAUCCACCUUCUUAAUAAUUCCCAUUGUUGCUUGCCCCGUUGUUGGUAGCGCUCUGAUAUAUUCAGAUGUCAGCAACGGCGUCAAGCUUUUUGGCUACUACCUCCUUUCUACAGGUCCUGGAGCCCUUCCGCUCUCCAUGUCACUGAUGUCUGCCAACUACAAAGGCGUAACGAAGAAGAUGACGAUGACGGCUCUCUUGUUCACUGCGUAUUGCACUGGAAACAUUGCCGGACCUCAGUUCUUCAAAUCCUCGGAGUCACCUCACUACCAGACAGCGUUUCGGACGAUCAUGAUAUGUUACGCGUUGGUUGUCGUGGAAGCGCUGGGACUGAGGUUUUAUCUGAUUUGGGUGAAUAAAAGGAGAGAUAUUCUGGAGGGAGAUGUGAUGGAUGAGGAACUCGAUGAAGAUGUGACGGAUUUGAAGACAGUGGGGAUGAGGUAUCGACUGUAAAGUUCACUGAUUUUACGACUGCCAUAAACCAACGACUCGCCUUUCUCGCCAAUGGUGAUUUGCAACAAAUAUUUCCUCGGCAACCAGGUGGUACGACAAGUCAGUCUGCGCGGUCAAACAAGAAAGUCGUUAGGUCGGUCAGCAAUAAAAGCGUGAAGAAGAGGAAGAAGACAUAACAAGCAUCAGGUUCUUGUUUCAUGAUAAUAAAGUUCCAUUGAAGUG